Molecule: messenger RNA, 549 nt
Organism: Mycena indigotica
Lineage: Eukaryota; Fungi; Basidiomycota; Agaricomycetes; Agaricales; Mycenaceae
Exons: 5
Coding region: 1-549 (182 amino acids)
Source: RefSeq, a predicted model, not a curated record
AUGCAGUCAACAACCAGAAUAACCUCGCAGCCAGUCCUCCGCGCCAGCGGUCUGAGGCUGGGGCCUGCCAAACAACGAGUCACUGCCGCUUGGCUGACAACCGCGCGGUUAAGCAGCACUGUACAUGGUAACGACGCCGAGACGCUAGAGACGGAGAAAUCCCGAAACCUGAAGAACAUCCAACACAAGACCUCCACCCCCCACAAACACGCGCCGGGCUGGAACGAAUAUCUUGCUACAUCUUCGGAAGCCUCUGUCAAGGCAGACAAAGCCACCGGCGCCACGCUUUCCGAGCUGCAGCAGUCCACCGUGCAGCACAUUUCUACCCGGCAUCCUCAUACUGCGAAGACGACGGACAAGUACGAGGCCUCGUUUUCUAAAGAAAACGUCAGCGGACCGCUGAAGAGCGCUGGCCCCGGCGAAAAGGACACAGAUGGGCUCGUCAAGCGCACCGUUAGCGAGCAGAAGAGCGGCAAAUGGAAGGACGAGAGUGAGAAGAUGACUGGCAGCGAAGAAAGCGUCAAAGCGGAACGUGAGACUUUUGCUUAG